Zychaea mexicana is the source of this 2271-nucleotide messenger RNA. RefSeq lists its product as uncharacterized. The transcript has 6 exons. NCBI's taxonomy places the organism in Eukaryota, Fungi, Mucoromycota, Mucoromycetes, Mucorales, Lichtheimiaceae. Bases 1 to 2271 code for a protein of 756 amino acids. The record is from RefSeq and is a predicted model, not a curated record.
AUGUGGAAUUGUUUGCCGAUUCGCUCUAGCGAAACUCACACCAAGUUUAGCAGAAUAUAUACUUGUGGGAACCGCACGAAAAGAAGUGUAGUAUCAUCGUCGCCAUCUUCCGCCAAAGCUAUCGAAGAUUUCAACAGUGACAACCCUAACAGUUAUAGAGAAGAAGGAGAAAGGGAAAACAAAGAACCUUCUUGUUCUUGUUCGGAGAGUUGCGCUGAAAAAAGCAUACCGCAUGAUAACGAGGGGCUCCUUGACAACACCGCUCACCAACAACGCCAGCAGCCGUACCCCAUCAAUAGCAGAUUGACGAAUGCAGGAGAAAAGACACUACUGUGCUAUCCAUCGGAUGAAAAAACUGCGAUUGAAGAACCGCCCUCUUCUGUUGCUAUCCAUGCGGAUAAGACCCUCGUUGAAGAAGACCUAGAAGGCCAUACGAUCACGACCAAAAAAAAGUCGACCUCAUCGUAUAUGCCACUCGAUCAGUUGAAUAUUCGUUUCUCAAAUGACUUUUCGACACUGAUGGACCAGUUUGCGACCACCAGGGAUAGGAACAAAGAGGAGCCAGAGCUACAGCAAGUCGCGGAAGCCGCCUGUUCGGAACCUGCUAUUGCUGUUGAUACUAUAGAAGACAAGGAGGUUAUUGACGAGAAGCCCCGCGAGGAGGAUCGAGGAGAUAAUUAUCAGCCGCCGCCGCCAUUCCCAACAACGAAAGUACCAUCACCAUCGGUAGCACCAGCAGCUGUACCAUCUGCUGGAUUUGGAUCAGGAAAGGAGGAGGCGACACAAGCAUUCACAACAGCAAUACCAGCAGCUGCAACAGGAAUGAAUGAUAAAUAUCUGGUGGAAAAGGAGGAGCCUACUCUUCCGUUUCCUCCUCCUCCUCCUCCACCGCCAUUGAUUAUAACCAUUGAUUCAGCUGCCACAACUGCUGCCACAACUACCACUAGCAACUCUUCCACUGUCACCACACCCCAGUUUACUGAUUACAACCAGAACAGCAGCCCCAUGGCAUUAUCGGUUUGUCAUCCGCAACAACUGCCUUCGCCGUCGCCACUGAUCGCAACACCCAGAUCACGUUCCUCCAUUUCAUCACGUCGCUCACGUCGUCUAUCUACGCUCAGUAAAAAGUCAAGCAAAUCCUCGCGCUACUUUCCAAAACAACUCAAGGAAGAACACCAACAGCAGCAGCAGCAGUCAGACGCGUCUGUGAAAUACCAUGCUCGAACCUACGAUGAGAUGAUGCGAGUGCCAGACAUACGCGAGCGGAUAGCCUUCUAUGAUCGAACAUAUAAACAAUGUAUGCGGGCAGAUUCGAAGCUUUCAUCGUGGGUCAAACAAGCCAAAGAAAAAGGACUACCCAAACCAAUGACAGAAGGCUAUGUACCGCCUCCACGACCUGCAUCGCCCGAGAUCCAGCCUACACCUACUAUGAGCUCGUCAUUGAGUGGAUCUAUCAGCAUGUUCUUACGCAAAGCAUCUGUAUCCAAUAGCGUAACAAUGCCUCGACGAGCGGCAUUUUCAGGAGAAACACCUAAGCCAUCGCUUAGUCGACUGUUUUUACCAACAUCCAUCAGUCGUCUCUCACUAUCACGGUCUUCGCGACCCAAGAUCAUGCCAUACGCAGAUGAUAUAGAAUCUCCACAACAACAAAAUAGACCAUGUCAGCAACCGAAAUCAAAACCUUCAUCCACAGCAACAACAAAGAAACAGCAUCAGAAGCAACCACGUCCAUCCAUUGACUCUACCAUGUCUACUGCGGCAAGCACAGCAGCAACCAGUCGAUGGCGAGGGUCCAUCAGAUUGUCGACUUCCAGCAGACGCUCUUCGACAGAGUCCUUACCUAGUGCGUCGCCACUAUCCAUUAGCUCCUCGGUAUCAUCACGUCUAUCACGCACUCUCCGAAAAGCAUCGUGCGAUACUGUACUUCCUAGUAACGAGCGUCCUUCCAUACCAACGUUUCCACAGCACCAUCGCUAUCAUCCUCCACAACCCGCUGCUGCUGCUCCUGCGCCGCUGCCGCCACGGACAAUAAAGCCUAUUGAACAAGGACCUGAAGCAGCGUUGAACGAACUAUGCAACGUGUUGCCUCAACUUGAUCGGCGAGUAGUGCAAGAGUAUCUAACCGAAUCCGGUGGUGAUCCGAUGGUAGCCAUCACACUCGCCAUGAGCCAGCACAAGAAAGUAGUAUCUAAUAGUAACACCGACAACAAAAGAAACAAGAACCCACCGCCACCUGUGUAUAAAAAACAUCGUCAACGUGUUAAAUCAUAA